CUUGCCAAUCCAUAGGCUACCAAGGUACCAAUAGCAUCAUGUCGCAAACCGCUACACUCGAGGCCUCGGACGGCCCGAGGACAGUCACUUUGAUGAACGGAAACACAUUCUCGUUCAAAUCCAAUAUCUCCACUACACUCGACAAGAUACCUGUUAUCGACGCCGCUAGAAUAUGGAGCGAGUCUCUAGAGGAUCGCACGGCCGUUGCUGAAGAGAUUCGAGAGGCGUCGCGGAAUAUUGGGUUUUUUUACCUUGUCAACCACGGUAUCGACAAAUCAUACGCCGAGGCAACCUUCGACCAAGCGAAGCGAUUCUUUGCGCUGCCCGAGGUAGAGAAGAUGAAGGUCUUCACUGGGCUCGUCCCGAAUGAAUAUAUCGGUUUUCACCCGCUGGAAUGCUAUAACAGGAAUGGAUGGAAACACCAGGAUCUGAGCGAAGCAUUCAACUGGAACUAUGAUCCCAGAGAGGACCCCGACGCAGCCGAAGGCGCCGAGCCAACCGCAAGUCUCUGGCCACCAGACCUACCAGGCUUCAGAGAGACGCUAUAUGCAUACCACGGACAGUUACUGCGACUGGCACGUCGACUUGCUCGGAUAUUUGCGCUUGCCCUUCACCUCCCAGAGGAUGCGUUCGAUGACUACAUCAAGCGGCCAGAAGCAGGGAUGCGCAUCCUCCACUACCCCGAGCAAAAACACUCGGUCGACGACCAGAACGGGAUUGGGGCACAUACAGACGUCGAGUGUUUUACCAUCGUGACGCAAGACUCCAGUGGUGGUCUUGAAGUUCUAGGGAAGAACGGGAACUGGAUCAAGGCGGAGCCUAUCCCGGGCUCGUUCGUCGUUAAUAUUGCCGACUGCUUUAUGAGACAGACUAAUGAUUUCUUCGUCUCGACUGUCCAUCGAGUCAUUAAUAAAAGUGGAAAAGAGAGGUACUCGGCGCCCUUCUUCUUUGGGUUUGAUCGGCAGAAGCUGUUGGAGCCCAUUCCGACUUGUGUGAGUGAUGAGAAUCCGAUGAAGUAUCCUAUUAUGACGGGUGGGGAAUACUAUGAGUGGAGGACGAACAAGCAGAAGAGGAUCAAUGUAUAUAACUCGAAAGUAGGGCAGUAA
Molecule: messenger RNA, 1106 nt
Organism: Aspergillus calidoustus
Lineage: Eukaryota; Fungi; Ascomycota; Eurotiomycetes; Eurotiales; Aspergillaceae
Source: the annotation of a GenBank genome assembly